AAGAGAGAUUUUGCUGGUUUCUUUUCUUGUUUGUUUUGUUUAUUUUGUUCUAUAAUAUUACUGGUUUUAGGAUUUAGAAAAAAGACAUUAGCAAAGGCGAUGUAGUGGCAAUCAAAUCAUUGAUAUUCAAUAUUCAUCCACGUCUCUCAGAUAUUGAGAAUGACUCUGCGGCUUGUCUAUUGCCAAACUACUCCCUCGCUGGCUUCACCUUGCCGACAGCCCAACUGAUACACCUGAUAGAUGUGCACGGCAAAAGAUGAUGGACGACAAAGCUGACGAAGCUCCACAUGAUCUAAACGACUCUACGCGAAAAUUCCGGUGAUGAGGAACUAAAUAUGACUGCUACGCGUGUUAACGCGUCUAUCGACAGCGAUAUUAUCGACUCCGACUACGGCUCCGACGAUUCCUACACCGAGUCUGACUCCGACUCCGACGACGACCUUAACGACCUUAUUUGUAUGACCAUCAUCGCGUUGAUCGAAGAGCAGCGACAGGAGCAAGAACGCUAUGAUCAGGAGUUGGACGAAGACCUGACGGUCAUGUCAGCUGUAAUAGCGGUGCUGAGAGAAUACAUAGCCACUAAUGGGCGGUUUGAUCGGUCGGUGAGGAGCUCAGAGCUACGAGGGGCUGCGUAUGUUGAAGAUGUUCUGGAUGCAGAACGCGACGACUUUCACGAGAUCACGCGGAUGGAAAAGGACGCGUUUUCUGAUCUGGUUGGGAGGCUUGAACGGGAAGGUCUGAGAUCGACGAAGAAUAUGGAUAAUGCCGAGAUGCUCUUGAUCUUCUUGUCUGUUUUUGGUUCCGGGUGGUCAGUGGGAAUGGUAGCUGAGCGAUAUCGACGACGCGUGGGCACAGUACAUGAUGUGGUUCAUGCCGUUCUACUAGCAAUGGCAGAGAUCCCAAAGACUGAAAUCACUCUUCCAUCCCUCACCCCCAGCGACCGAUACCCGAACCUCUCCUCUGAUCUCCGCACACAUCCACCCCACCGCACCCUCGCGCUCUGCCCUCUCUGCUCUUCCCCUUCCAGCAGCGGUGCCGACAGCCUAGCGAGCUAACCGCGCGAAGCCGAGCUCACGUGACUAUUUGAGGGGUUGGCGAGCCCGGAAUAAUUUUGCGGACCGCGACGGCUGCGAUUGCGAGCUUUUGAGCAGCCUGUGCGGAGGGAGAGAUAGUAGAAGAUGUAAUUGACGUAGAAACAAGCAAUUGACGAAG
Messenger RNA from Myxozyma melibiosi, 1212 nucleotides. RefSeq lists its product as uncharacterized. Lineage: Eukaryota; Fungi; Ascomycota; Lipomycetes; Lipomycetales; Lipomycetaceae. The coding region runs from base 336 to 1055 and encodes 239 amino acids. The record is from RefSeq and is a predicted model, not a curated record. The transcript has a single exon.